AUAUCGGUCACUCUCGAAAGGUUUCCGGUGAUCACGGUAGACGUCGACGCUCCGAUUCUUUCCUUCUGGACACGUGCGAGGUGUACGCAUCCUGGUUCAGCGCUGAUCAAUUUUUGUCAAUUUUAAAUUGAUCAUCUCGACCAAGAAACAAGCUCAGUAAUGGCUAGUCUAAAGGCUGAUCACCCCGAGAAACCCAGUCAGGAAACUGCACCGAUCCAUCGCAUUCGUAUUACUCUGACCUCCCGCAACGUCCGUUCUCUCGAAAAAGUAUGCACCGAGCUCAUCAAUGGAGCAAAAAUACAAAACCUGAAGGUGAAAGGACCUGUCCGUAUGCCGACCAAGAUUCUUAGGAUCACAACACGCAAGACGCCUUGUGGUGAAGGUUCCAAGACAUGGGAUCGUUUCCAGAUGCGAAUCCACAAGCGGGUUAUCGACCUUUAUUCUCCCUCUGAAAUCGUCAAGCAAAUUACGAGCAUCUCCAUCGAACCCGGUGUAGAAGUUGAGGUUACUAUCGCAGACGAAUAAACCAUUGACAUUUAAUUCACAAAAUGUUUUAAUAAAAAUGGAAAAACAGAAAAUAAAGUUUUGAUUCCAGUUAA
Messenger RNA from Athalia rosae (coleseed sawfly), 599 nucleotides. RefSeq names its product 40S ribosomal protein S20 (gene RpS20). Gene Ontology annotation, cellular component: cytosolic small ribosomal subunit; ribosome. The transcript is spliced from 3 exons. Gene Ontology annotation, biological process: translation. The record is from RefSeq and is a predicted model, not a curated record. The coding region runs from base 160 to 525 and encodes 121 amino acids. Gene Ontology annotation, molecular function: RNA binding; structural constituent of ribosome. NCBI's taxonomy places the organism in Eukaryota, Metazoa, Arthropoda, Insecta, Hymenoptera, Athaliidae.